This is a messenger RNA of Bombus pascuorum, 2580 nucleotides long. Its product is annotated as endothelin-converting enzyme 1-like. The transcript has 17 exons. NCBI's taxonomy places the organism in Eukaryota, Metazoa, Arthropoda, Insecta, Hymenoptera, Apidae. The coding region runs from base 90 to 2432 and encodes 780 amino acids. Gene Ontology annotation, molecular function: metalloendopeptidase activity. The record is from RefSeq and is a predicted model, not a curated record. Gene Ontology annotation, biological process: protein processing. Gene Ontology annotation, cellular component: plasma membrane.
GCGGGAUAAAGGCAGCUGCUUUGGCGAGUUUUAGAUAGCUCGUUACCACGACGGAUACAUCAGUCUAGUAUUCCGCUCCCUCGGAAACCAUGCAGCUCCUCUGGCUAAUAUGUCACUUGGCAGUCGUUACCGCGAUACCACUGCUUCCUUCGUCGUUCAUUCGGACCCGGAGAACGGCGAAUACGAUUAAUGACGCGAAAACAGAUCCGGACCACAACAACCAUGAAAGUCAAAAUCCACAAAUUUGUGACACCGCGCAGUGCCACGAGAUCGCGAAGCAAAUUCAGCAAAGCAUAGAUACUACCGCGGAUCCUUGCGAAGACUUCUACCAGUACGCUUGCGGCUCAUGGGGCAAGAACAAUCCUGUACCAGAGGGCAUGGACUCGUGGUCUCAGCAUUACAUUAGCUUGGACAAAACUCAAAAACGAAUCAAAGGCAAGAAAAUAUUUUCUCGAUUUAUUUUAGUAUUAGAAAAAGCAGAUGGAGAAAAUAUGAUUGCUUCACUAUUGUUUCAAUCUACUGCUUUGCUUCAUAAUACGUAUAUUCAUGUACUUUUAAAUUUUCUCUUUGAAGAACUCCUUGAGGAAGAAAUCAGUUCUACCGAUAUCCUGCCUGUUAGAAUGGUUAAAGAAUUUUAUCGUUCCUGCAUGGACGUAGAUGCAAUUGAGAAAAGAGGCUUUGAGCCGAUUCAAGAGGUCCUGAAUCAUACUGGAGGAUGGCCAAUGGCGAUGCCAGUGAGCGAAUGGAAUGAAAUACCGUGGCAAAAAAUUGAUAAGGAAUAUAUAUUAAUGGAAAGCGAAGCUUUCUAUUCUUUUGAUUAUGAUAUUGAUCCGAAUAAUAGAAAACGCUACAUAUUGGAGAUAGGUCGAGUUACUGAAGAAGAUACUUCCUACGUAAAAAGGGAACCUAUCGAAGCAUACAUGGCUGAUAUAAAAUACAUAGCUAACAUUUCUGCAAGACAAAAUGGUUACACUCUAGAUGAAAAUCAGUUAACUUCCGAUGUAGAAGAAAUGGUUCACUUUGAACUUCUACUUGCAAACAUUACUGUUAAACAGUUAAACACCGAGAAUUUCAAAAACAGGAAAAGAAUGACGAUCGAAGAAUUGCAAAAGUAUUAUAAUAAUUUUAAUAUUACUGCACCUCCGGCGAAGAUAGACUUUUUGGAAGUAAUACAAAAUGUAUGCAGUAAAGCGAACAUUCACGUAAACUCGUCUGAAUCCAUUCUAGUGAAAAAUCCCAAAUUCCUGCACCAAGUGGCCACCUUACUUGGAAACACAACCCAACGUACGCUAGUAAACUACGUUCAAUGGAAUAUGGUGAAAAAGUUCAUGUCAUAUACCACGCAGGAGAUGAGGAACAUAAAGUUUGCCAAGUCAGACAACUUUACCAACCCUACCCCACGAUGGAGAACUUGCGUGAACGAUUUGGAAAUGAAGACCGCUAUUUCCUAUAUGUUCGUUAAGAAAUAUAUGCCAGACUACGCUAUUCACGAGGCAAUGAAAGUGGUUAAAGGCAUGAAGGAAGAAUUAAAAAACCAGGUAGAACGAACACAUUGGCUCCCAAGUUCUAUAAAAUUAGACAUGUCGCAAAAGAUAGAUGAUUAUGGGAUAGAAAUUGGAUAUCCAGAGUGGUACAAGAACGAUGAUGCAGUUACUCGAUAUUACGAUGGGCUUUCCAUUGGUUCGGAUUACUUUCAAAAUAUCUUAAACGCCUUAAAAAAAAAAUCAAAAAAGCUGGAAAUACUAAGGCAGGUUGUUGAAAAAAGCACUUGGGUGGAUUAUCCUACGACGUAUAAUGCAUAUUACAGUCCAGAUACCAAUACAAUUUUUCUAUUAGCGACUCAACUGCAAGAUCCUUAUUUCACUCCAAGUUUACCAGACGCUAUUAUUUAUGGAGGUCGCGGAUUUACAAUUGGACAUGAAUUAGGCCAUGGUUGCGAUAAAACAGGAAUAGAGCUUGAUAAAGACGGUAACAAAAUUCCAUGGGAAUCUCACAACGCGUUAGAAGGAUACGAUCAAAGAGCGAACUGCUUCGUCGAUCAGUAUUCUAACUAUAUCCUGCAUAUCUCAAACGAUACUAAGGAGGACAUUAAGUUAAAUGGAACUAACACCAACGGUGAAGAUAUAUCGGAUUCAGUUGGUGUGCAAAUUGCGUAUUCGGCGUAUAAGAAAGCAGAGAAGGAGAGAAUUCAAAGCAAAUUACCAGGUUUUGAAGAUAUUUCCAACGACAAGCUUUUCUUCUUAUCUUUGGCAAAUUACUGGUGUGCCACGACGAAGUCAGGAUACGACGAAUAUAUGGAAUUCGACGAACACAGUCCUUUCAAAUAUCGCGUCAUAGGAGCCCUGUCGAAUAUGGCCGCGUUCUCUGAAGUCUUCAAUUGCCCACAAAACAGUUCCAUGAAUCGACAACACAAGUGCAGCUUGUGGGACUAAUUGUGAAACAUUUGUAGACUUUGUACGAAGUAUAGAUUCAAAUGAGAUGUUAUUUUUUAACGUUGGUUUGCAAUACAAAGUAAUGGUGUCUUUUUCAUUAUUUUUACUAUUUAUAAGCAAUAAAGUGAAUGUUGUUUUAACGCAAAAA